Messenger RNA from Haliotis rufescens (red abalone), 4109 nucleotides. RefSeq names its product multiple epidermal growth factor-like domains protein 10. NCBI's taxonomy places the organism in Eukaryota, Metazoa, Mollusca, Gastropoda, Lepetellida, Haliotidae. The transcript has 6 exons. Gene Ontology annotation, molecular function: protein binding. The record is from RefSeq and is a predicted model, not a curated record. The coding region runs from base 132 to 605 and encodes 157 amino acids.
GAUACAGAUCAGCGGCGUUUCCGCUUCUCCGUGUUACCAGCUGGCGAGGCGAUCUGACAAGUAGCAUCUGACCUAGGGCAUGUAACCGAUCACCCUUCACAGCUUAGGAAUACCGGUGGAGACGAGGAGCGAUGAAUUCAGAACUGCUGAUAAUCCUCAAUCUGUGCCUGACAUUUGUGGUGUUCGGUGUAUCGGGGAGCUGUGACCUAGGGACAUAUGGUCGGAACUGCGAGAAGAACUGCAGUCAGUACUGUGCCUCGGACAUAGACGAGUAUGUGCACUGUGAUCAGUGGACUGGCCGUUGCUCUGAAGGGUGUGUUCCUGGCUGGUAUGGUGGGACGUGUAACAUUCCUUGCAGCAGCCACUGCAACAACAGGACCUGCAGCCAGCAAACUGGAAGCUGCACUCUGGGCUGCACAGAGAACCACACAGGGGAUGACUGUGAGACAGAAAAUGAAAUUGAGAAGAGGACAGAAUUAGCAGCCACUACCAGAGCCAUCAUAGCUGUUAUCGCCAUUGCCAUCCUAGCUGCAAUAGCCAUCAUCGUUGCUGUAAUAUACCGGAGGAGGAAACGCAGCUUUGCACAUCAUGGGACAAGGAGCUAAUGUCAGCACAGUAUUUGAAACUCCUGGCCAGCAGGGCAAUGGUGUGACACCGUAUUACGAAGGAGAGGAACCACAUGGAAACACCGACCUCCAUGACGCAUGCAAUAGAGGGAACUUGUCCCAGGUGAAAUCCAUCUUGUCUCAAGGGAGUGUGGACAUCGACCGUAGAGGAACGGAUGGAAGAACUGCCGUGAUGUUGGCAGCUCAUUGGGGAAAUAGUGCCAUCUUCAACGUUAUUAUAGAGAAAAAACCUGAUGUAUCAAAGUUUGAUAAACUUGGUAACAGUAUCCUUCAUCUUGCCUGUUUGGGUGGAGAUAUGAAAAUAGUGAAAUAUGUCCUGUCACAGAACAUGGCGGACAUCAACAGCAAAAACCAAAAUGGAGAGACACCAGUGAUGUUGGCAGCAUUGCAAGGACAAAAACAAUUGCUUUUGUUCUUACUCGGUCAGCAUGCUGAUAUGUCACCAUUGGACAAUGCCGGUAACAACAUCCUUCACUUGGCAUGUUGUGGAGGGAAUAUUGAGGUAGUAAAUUAUGUCCUGUUGCAGAACAUUGUCCACAUCGACAGUAGAGGCCGUGAGGGGAAGACGCCCGCGAUGAUGGCUGCAGAGAAGGGACGAAAGUCUGUGCUGGAUUUACUUAAAAGUAACGGAGCUGAUUUGUCUUUAAAGGAUAACUUCAGUAACGACGUUUAUCAGCUUGCCAGACGUAACGGACAUGAGGAACUGAUAAGUAAAGCAGCUCCCAGGACCCGUGGCUGCGAGGUGAUGUAGAUGUAGCCAAGGACACGCUGAAACAGCACUGAGUCGAAUUCUUCUCUUCUGAGGCUAUUAGUCACAUGUAUUGAUGUGCAUGUGCAUAAGUUACGUUGUGUACUAUGAAGGAUACUGCGCAGCAAAAGAAACAGAGGUCAGACAUUCGUGUAAGAGUUUUGAAGAAAAGACAAUGCAGUGGUGUCAAAUCACAGUCAGUAUGUGAGCUGAGGGUAAGUACAGAACUUCAAAGGGAGAUAAGCCUCCUCAAUAGCGAGUAUGGUCGCUUUGGGCUAGAGACAUUGUCAUGGACAUCACUCGACAUCCUUGCUGUAUGAGCAUGUGCGUUGUCCAGUUGAACGAAAACACUACAGUGGGCAUGUGCGUCACACAUUGGAACAAAGUGAAGACGAAGAACUUGAUCCCAAUACACAACAGUAGUAACAGGUUGUGGGAAGACAAGAAGCUUGGACCUGUGGUUGUACCUGAAAACUGCCUUAACCAGCCCACUUCCACCACUCCAAGAGGAAAAGUUAAACCAUAAAAUGUACACUGUGGAACCUACAUAAAAAUAUGUACUUCCUUAGAAGAACGCAUUUCGUGCUGGACAACAUGGUCUGAUCACUUAGCUUAACUGCCCGCCGUCAAAGACUUCACAAAUGGAUAAAGGGAGGUAACUCUGUCUCACCUACAGAUGAAAAGCACAGAUGUCAUCUCACCACUAUCACAAAACUCGUACAAAGUCACCAGCUAACAUGGUUCUUUGCUGAUCGAUCACAUUCUGAUCCACGCUUACAACAGCUACACAGGAUCGAUGUAUAAGAUCCCGUCAUCUGAGGAACAGAACUCCAGCAGCAACACCAACAGCAGCUGUGUAGUUCAGGGAUCAAGGGGAACAGAAUCAGUGGACACGAACACGACGUCUGCAGACUGCCCAACUCCACUGUCUCAGUGUUUGGCUGCACAAGCUGCUGACUUUCCGGCCUGUAACAGUGCAGAGGUUAUUCGUCUUUGGCAUCGCUGACUUCAACUGCAGAAUGUCUUUUGUCAAUAGUGAAUCCACCUUCAUAAAGGAUGCCCUGGAAUGAAAAUGCAUCUGUUUUACCCUGUAUCAUGACUGCGUGUGCACAAUACAGCUUUCGGUGGUUUAGUAAUGUCUGUUGGGCAAUCGACACCAAGGCCAUGACAAAAGCCGACAUGAGUUUACUCUCUUGAGUUUACUCCCGAUCCAGUAACCUCUCUGUAUGCCUACCAUCCUGAAGAACAAUCAUCAACUCAAGCCAUGAAGAGAAAGAAACAAGAUUGAAGGAAACAACAAGAAUCUCUCCAAUGCCAACUUUCCUGAUGAAAUUUCCCAUUCAAGAUUUUGUUCAUACACAGGACCAAAGAAGAAUACACGCCUAUCCCACAGCCAUCAUCAUGGAGACCCUGCACAAUACAGAAGUCGCCUCAUGGGCACCAACAAGAUGGACACUGUGUACAAGAUAUCUCAUUGGGACUCACUAAUGUGUGUUUACUUACAUGGACUCAAUCAAGUAUAUAUAUUGUGUGACUGUUGAAUAGUGCAACCAGGUAUGUUUAAUCAAAGCCAGUAUAUUAAUGCCAAAAGGUGUCUUUCAAAAAUUCAGUUUUGAAUAUGUGCAGUAUACUCCAAUUUUACAUCUUUACUCAGGCUAGUUCUUUGAACUUAUUGUGUAGGGAAUCUUUGAAAUGCCUCCAGGCCACGCCAGACAUAUAGAUACAGCUAGGCCCCAGACAAGCCUGAGAUGUAGGGCUAUCGAGUCACCUUAAAGUUAGACUCGUAAUUUCAAAAAUAAGCCACCCCCACACAUAUGUAUAUUGUAUGUCAGUAUUAAGUAAUUAACAGCACAGCAGUAUUCAGCAUUUCAGAGUUUGGAUUAUUUUUCUUUGGCAUAGCACCCACAAUAUCUGGGUAAGCUCCGUCAAAGGCACGAGAAGAGCACCCAUUGUACUUAAAAGGCCAAAAGUACCAAUAAAAUACCGUUUGAGUCGCGCGAUAAGUUAGACUCCUGGUUUCAAAUUUCGUUAUGCGAAAUAGUUGCUGAGAUGUUUAAUUCGUACUUUUUAUGACCUUACUCAUUAUCAUUAUUCGGUACUGGGUCGCACAGCCAAGCCAGGCUCCUGAAUUAACAGAGGUGAGGUGAAAUGGGGUUAAACGUCGCGUCCAAGCCUAUUGCACUUAUAUAGCGACGUGCAUGUUCGUGUGUGUGUUAGUGUGGCUGCUUGUACUAGUUCGGACUGAUGCCGAUUUAUAGUGCUAGCUCACUGAGAUACCAUGCCGCAGUUUUUAAUAUGAGUACCCUACUCAAACACAGUAUACUGACCCCGAGCCGACCAGUCAUUGUUUUAGCCUCUUAAUGCCGAGCGCCAGACAGGGUCACAACAAGUACCAUCUUUUAACGUCUUUUGGCGUGACGGCCGGGGACGCUCUACCACUAGACCAAGGAGGCGAUCCUGAAUUCAAAGAACCUUCAGUGAUAUAUUUAUUGAUUCUGUGCAAAGUUGUAUUUACCUCGUAGUGAAAUUGCACAUUAUAAAGAAUACUUGGUCAAUGUAACAAAAAUUAUAUUUGGGAUAUCGUUGUGUGUUCAAUACUUGGUUAGUUUUCAAACUGGCACUAAAUCAAACUGGCUAGAUGAUCACUUUCACAUCUACCUUGAAUAGGUAUAUGUGUUGCGCGUUGACAUGUGUAUCUUUCUGCUAUAGUCUGCCAAUACAAGCCAUCUAACAAA